Molecule: messenger RNA, 1506 nt
Organism: Cercospora beticola
Lineage: Eukaryota; Fungi; Ascomycota; Dothideomycetes; Mycosphaerellales; Mycosphaerellaceae
Biological process (GO): polyamine catabolic process
Molecular function (GO): aldehyde dehydrogenase (NAD+) activity
Source: RefSeq, a predicted model, not a curated record
AUGGCACAAGAAAUUGGUCUAGUUGCUCCGAAUGGACGAUCCUUCAAACUCAACACUGGACUGUUCAUUGACAACACUUUCGUUUCAGCGGCCGAAGGGGGCGAAAUUGUCAGUAUCGAUCCAGCUACCGGCAAAUCGAUUGCCACAGUCCAAGCUGCUGGGGCCAGAGAUGUGGACAUCGCAGUCAGAGCAGCCAAGCGUGCACUUAAAAGCCGCGAAUGGACAGCAGUGACAGCCACGGAACGCGGCAUGGUGAUGUCGCGUCUCGCAGACCUGAUCGAGCAGCACAAGGAAGUCUUCGCAACCAUCGACGCCUGGGAUAACGGGAAAACAUACAAUGAAGCACUGACGAACGAUCUACCUGAAGCUAUUCUCUCCAUUCGUUACUACAGCGGGUGGGCAGAUAAGUCUUACGGUCAGACUAUCGAAACAACGCCCGAGAAGUUUGCCUACACGAUCAGGCAGCCCAUUGGUGUUGUAGCUCAAAUCAUUCCGUGGAAUUAUCCACUUUCGAUGGCAACAUGGAAACUGGGGCCUGCAUUGGCAUGUGGCAAUACUGUCGUGCUCAAAGCUGCAGAACAGACACCAUUGAGUAUUUUGCUAUUGGCGCGUUUGAUCGUUGAGGCAGGCUUUCCCAAGGGCGUUGUUGACAUCAUCGAUGGCCUUGGCAGAGAGGCCGGCCAAGCGCUGGUCAAUCAUCCUCUGGUAGACAAAAUCGCUUUUACCGGAUCAACUGCGACGGCAAGGGAAAUCAUGAAAGCUGCUGCUCUUACGUUGAAGAACAUCACAUUGCAGACCGGAGGUAAAUCGCCUCUCAUCGUUUUUCCAGAUGCAGACCUAGAGCAAGCUGUGAACUGGGCUCAUUUGGGCUGCAUGAGCAAUCAAGGCCAAAUAUGCACAGCCACUACACGACUUUUCGUUCACGAAGAUAUCUACGAUGAUUUUUUCAAACAUUUCGUUGCAAGGACUCAGCAAGUAAGUCUGGUCGGCGAUCAGUGGGACGACAAAACCUAUCAGGGACCGCAAGUAUCUCGCCUUCAAUACGAUAGGGUCAUUGAAUAUAUCGAAAAAGGAAGGUCUGAGGGCGCGACGGUGGCCUUUGGGGCAGAAACAAUCAAAGGUACUCCGGACGGCGGAUUCUUCAUAUCUCCGACCAUUUUUACAGACGUUCGGGAUGAUAUGACAAUCUACCGAGAAGAAAUUUUCGGCCCUGUCGUGACUGUUUGCAAGUUUAGCUCGGAGGACGAAGCUAUCUCACGGGCUAACGACACCACUUAUGAUCUCGGAGCGGCGGUCUUCACUAAAGAUCUGCAAAGAGCACAUCGUGUGGCUGCUGAAAUUGAAGCAGGAAUGGUAUGGAUUAAUAGCAGCCAGGAUUGCGAUCCACGGGUCCCUUUUGGUGGUGUGAAACAAAGUGGUAUAGGUCGAGAGCUUGGUAGUGCUGGGCUUGAAGCAUACUCGCAGAUCAAGGCUGUGCAUAUCAACAUGGGCAACAGAUUGGCUUGA